GUGAAACUAACCCUGUUACACUGUCCAGAGGCAGCCAUGGCCGCAGAGAAUCCCAUGGAAAGUCUGCAGGAACAAGCUACUUGUCCCAUCUGUCUGGAGUAUUUUAAGGACCCAGUGACAAUAGACUGUGGGCACAAUUUCUGCCGAGCCUGCAUCAGGCACUACUGGAAGGGAUCCGAUACAGCCGCCUCCUGCCUUCAAUGCAGAGAAACUGUGCAACAGAGAAAUCUCAGGCCCAACAGGCAGCUGGCAAACAUGGUAGCAAUAGCCAAACGGCUGAGUUUACAGGCAGCAAAGGGAGCAGGAGGAGAGAGAGUGUGUGGGGAACACCGGGAGACUCUGAAACUGUUUUGUGAAAAGGACCAAACCCCCAUCUGUGUGGUUUGCCAUCUAUCCCCGACUCACAGAGCUCACAAGGUGGUUCCCAUAGAAGAAGCUGUCCAGGAGUACAAGGGAAAAAUCCGGGCCCAUUUGAAGACUCUGAGGAAAGAGAGAGAAAAGCUGCUGGGAUUAAAAGAGACUGGAGAGAAGAAAAGCUGGAAGAAUUUGAAACACAUCGAAAAGGAGAGGCAGAAAAUUGUGUCUGAAUUUCAGCAACUGCGGCAGUUCCUGGAGGAACAAGAGCGACUCCUGCUGGCCCAGCUGGAAAAGCUGGAAGAGGUGAUUGUGAAGAUAGAGAAGGAAAAUAUCACCAAACUCUCUGAGGAGAUUUCCUGUCUCAGCAAGUUGAUCAGUGAGCUGGAAGGGAAGUAUAAGAAACCAGCGAGUGAAUUCCUGCAGGAUGUCAGAAGCACCUUGAGCAGGUGUGAGAAGGGGAAGUUCCAUCAGUCAGUGAAGAUUUCUCCUGAGCUGGAAAAGGGGCUCCAUGUUUUCUCCCAGAAAACUGUUGCUCUAAUGGAGACUCUGAGGGAGUUCAAAGACACUCUGCCAUAUGAACUGGAGACAAAAACAGGGGAACCCCUAGGAGCACACAGACUGGCGAAUGUGACUCUGGAUCCUGACACGGCUCAUCCCCAACUCAUCCUAUCUGAGGAUCGGAAAAGUGUGAGAUGGGGAGACACACGGCAGCGACUGCCCAACAACCCUGAGAGAUUUGACUAUUGUUUCUGUGUGCUGGGCUGUGAGGGAUUCACCUCAGGGAGACAUUGUUGGGAGGUGGAGGUGAGGGGUGGGGAAUUCUGGGCUGUGGGGGUGGCAAGAGUCUCUGUGAGGAGGAAAGGAUGGAUCAGCCUCAGCCCUGAGGGGGGGAUCUGGGCUGUGCAGCGGUGCGGGGGUCAGUUGCGGGCUCUCACCUCCCCUGAAACCCCCCUGCCCCUGAGCCGGGUCCCCAGUAGGAUCCGGGUUUAUCUGGACUGGAACCGGGGGCAGGUGACAUUUAUCAAUGCUGCUGAUGAGGCCCCGAUCUUCACUUUCCCACCAGGCUCCAUCCCUGGGGAGAGAAUCCGACGCUGGCUCUGGGUGGGGAGGGGAUCCCGGCUCAGGCUGUGUCGCUGAGACACACCAGGGAGGGGGGCAUAUCCCACUGGGGACCCUGAGAUCAGCCUUCCUAGCCUCACACAGCCUUGUCUCUAUGCAGGGCCGGCUCCAGGGUUUUGGCCGCCCCAAGCAGCCAAACAAAAAAACAAAACAAAAAAGCCACGAUCGUGAUCUGCGGCGGCAAUUCGGUGGGAGGUCCUUCGCUCCGAGCAGGAGUGAGGGACCAUCCGCUGAAUUGCCGCCGAACAGCUGGACGUGCCACCCCUCUCUGAAGUGGCCGCCCCAAGAACCUGCUUGGUAAGCUGGUGCCUGGAGCCAGCCCUGUCUCUAUGACCUCUCCCUGUGGACUAUCUAUCAUGCCAUCACUGUGACCUUGGAGGUUGCUUCUGGUCUCAACUCUGUGCAGCCUCUGCACUGUCAAAUCAUAGAGAGCAGGGAGUGAGAGAGGCAGAGAAGCCAAUCUUACUGCCUCAGGGAUUGUGCAGCAUGUUUGCCCUGUCCUCUGUGGUCCAAGAGGACUCUGGGAAUCCUGGGUCAGACAGUGUCACUGAGACACGGGGGGAACAGCCCUCCGGGAAUGAAACAAUGGGCUUCUCUAGCCAAGUCAUCCUAGUCCCUAUGGCCUGGAGGAUUCCAGUCAAUCCAACCCUCUGAUAUCUUAGCUCUAUGACCCUUGGAAGCUCCUCCUCCCUUCCUUCCUGCAGGGAUAGGAGGGGGAAGAACCCCUAGAGCUGCAGGAGGAGCAGAGGGGCCCUGAGGAGCAGAUGUGGGGGCUGGGUACGGUCAGAACUGAUGGAGGGGCUGGGAGCAGAAGUGAUGUGGAGUUGGGGGAGAAUUAACAGUUGG
Molecule: messenger RNA, 2322 nt
Organism: Trachemys scripta elegans
Lineage: Eukaryota; Metazoa; Chordata; Testudines; Emydidae
Product: zinc finger protein RFP-like
Exons: 7
Coding region: 37-1494 (485 amino acids)
Molecular function (GO): protein binding; zinc ion binding
Source: RefSeq, a predicted model, not a curated record